AUGCUGGGGAACUCUGUAAUUCCGCGCGAAUUUGUUCAUCCUUUCCAAAUUCCUUCUCCUGUUAAUAAUAUUAAUCCAUCACCCCACCACAAUUUAUUGAGUUCUGGAACUAAGUUGAAGCAGAAGGUUGGGGGAGUUUUUACUUCCCAAUUUCUCAGCCCUUUUGAUUAUACCCGUCAUGGGAGAAGAUGUGCAGUUCAACUCAAGGUACAUGCUACGGCUACGGAAACUGAUCAGCCAAAAUGGUGGGAAAAGAAUGCUUCAAAUAUGGUUGACAUUCAUUCGACACAAGAAUUUGUCGAUGCCUUGAGUCAAGCUGGAGAUAGAUUAGUAGUUGUUGAUUUCUACGGCACCUGGUGCGCCUCCUGUCGAGCAUUACACCCGAAGCUCUGCAAAAUUGCUGAAGAACAUCCAGAGAUUCUUUUUCUGAAGGUGAACUUUGAUCAGAACAAGAGUUUGUGUAAGAGUUUGAACAUUAAGGUCCUUCCGCAUUUCCACUUUUAUCGAGGAGCUGAUAGAUUGCUUGAUUCUUUCUCAUGUUCCCUUGCAAAGAUUCAGAAAUUAAAGGACGCCAUUGCUGCGUUUAACUUGGCCAACUGCUCUAGUCAGACUUCACCGAUAGAUAAUGAGGACAGAAGUCUUAAUCAACCGUCUGGAGCUUCCUGA
Messenger RNA from Oldenlandia corymbosa var. corymbosa, 666 nucleotides. The record is from the annotation of a GenBank genome assembly. NCBI's taxonomy places the organism in Eukaryota, Viridiplantae, Streptophyta, Magnoliopsida, Gentianales, Rubiaceae.